AUGGCGCGUUCCUUUUACGGAAAUUCCAAUGUGGUUUCGCUUCAAUAGAUUCCUGAAACUUAAAACGCUCAACACCUGCCAGUUGUCGCCUUUAAAGAAGAUGUAAAGUGCAUGGAUACAUCGGCUGGUUUUUUGGUCGCCAUCGAAGAUCGAAUUUUAAAAUUCUAUAUGGCGAUCUUGCGCGAUGCAUUGGAAUGUACGAGAUGAACUUGAUUACAUGUCAGCUAAGGCUGAUCGCAUGAAGUAUGGAAAGUUUGAAAGCGAUCGCCGAUGAUAAUUCGCAAAAGGAAAAUAAUCCCUUCCUCACAACAUAUAUAAAAGAGAGAAGUCUGCAGAGAGAAGUUCCGUUAUCCAACGUAGACCCGAACUUCGCUACAGAUCAAGAAGCAAAAUCCCAGCAACCUUUAAAGGUGAGGAAUAUGACAACUCAGGCACAGAACCACAGGCCCCAUGAUCAAGCACAACUUGUGGAUAAGUUUAGGAAGCUACGGCAGUGGCAACAACAACAGCAGGAGAGUAUGUUCCGUCAACAGCAACAACAGAUGGAGACGCUUAGGAUGGAACAAAACAAACUCCAAAGCAUCUUAGCUGCCCAAAGAAAACUUCAAGGACAAACUGCUACAAGCACCUCAAUGUAUCCUCCAAACUCAGGAACUGUUUUGAGUCAAUCCCAAUCUGUUGCAGAAAGAUCACUGGCUGUCACAAGUCAACUACAGCAGGGAAGUGUGAGAGUGCAGGCCCCUUUAGAUAGGGGGUCAAGAGUGCAGUUUGAAGAUGGUGGCUUUGAGCCUGUGAGGAAUAACUCAAAUGCCUUUCUGAGAUCCACACCAACAUCUUCAGAACCCUCCCAUGCUAUGGACCAAAUUGCUUUGGAGAUGCAAACAAGACAGCUUGGAUCACAACAAUUUGGUGAAUCUGAACCAAAAUUUUCUGCGAAUGAGAAAGACAGACUUCGAGCCAGUUUGCCUCAUCUGAAUGAGACGGUUUAUCCUGUAAUGUGGAACUCAUCAAAUUACCGUUUCCCCCUUGGAGCUAUUCCACCUGUGGCUGGUAGCAGGAUGACACCCAUUCCAGAACAGCCCACAACUGGAUCAGCAAUGGCAAGUAACCCUGUUACCCACCCUGGGAUGACUGAAAUUCCUCAACAUUUUCAGAGUCCAGUUAUUGGUCAAAGACCAGGUGAUAUGUUUCAGAACAAUCCUGCAACAAAUAGUGGCGACUGUCCAGAACUGAACCUUGAAAGAAUUGACACUGCACAGUAUGGAAGAAAUUCAGCAAUGACACCAGAACUAGAGAGGUUGUGGAGUCAUAAUGCAGGUGUAGAAGGAAUGGCUGAUGCAGAUUCUCAAGAGGAUGAGCGCUCGGAAGCAGACACUUUAAGUGGAGUUUAUCCUCUCUAUGAUUCAGAGCCUGACAUGGGUUUUAAUGAGAUAGAAGAUGAGAAUGAAGAAGAGGCUGUAAAUGUGGAGUCAGAUGUUGAGGAAGAAUUGGAGGAAAGUUAUGAAAGGGAUAGAACUGUUAUAGACUUACUGGCUCAAUCACAGGAUUCUGAGGAAGCGAAUGAACAACAUAUGAAAGAAAACUGUCAGACUGAAGUUGGAGAUGAGAUACCAAUUAAACCAGGCAUAGGAGGAUCAUCUCGGGCUAAGACAUUUGAAGAACUUUUAGAAGAGCAACUCAAACUUGAUGCAGAGGCUUCUGAACGAGCAACAAAAGCUCAAAGCACAACUCAUAAACCCCAAAGAACAUUUCUGAGAAAAGGGCAAGGACUUGCCCGAUUUAAAGGAAAGUCAGCUUCAGCUAAGGUUGUGAUGAAAACCAAAGAACCUGCUGUUCAUCUGACAACAUUACAACAGAAAAAAGGAAAGAAGACUGGGAAUCCUGUGACAGCUUCAUCUCAAGUGGCUAACAAAUCAGGUGGAGUGAGUGGAGGUCCUGUGGCACAGAGCAAGGUGACUCGCAAGGUGGCUUCAAGAAGCCCCCAGGUGAUGACAGAAGCAUCUGGCUCAACCACAUCUGUGAAGCCACAGCAGAUCAGGGGGUCCAAACCAUUAAAAACCCAAGCACCUUCCUCAGAUGGACAACCUGCUUCUCUAACUGUUACCAGACCUGCUGUGAUGCCCACAAGUGUCGCGUCCAAUGGACCAGAGGAGAGGGAUCCACAUUCUGUGUGUAACAGUAUUGAUGCCUCUUUCCAAAUGAGGCUAAAAGAAUUAGAAGAAAAACAAGAGUUGGAAGAAGAAGAACUUGAAGAAUUUGAGCUCCUUGAACAAGCGGCGGCAAAUGCUUCCUUUUCAUCCAACUCCUCAGUGGUCGUUAAAGUGUUGGCCAAAGCCAGAGGAGGAAGUGCACUGAUCAGUAAAAAUAACGCAAAGGAAGGAACUGUUAACAAGCCCGAAAACAAAGGUGCAGGUGGAAUUCUGAGCCCUGUUGACACAGGCUAUGGUAGUGGAGAUUGUAAAGUGACUCUGUCAGAUGAUGGGCCCGAACAACCACCCGUGGGUAGUCAAGUGAGAGAGCUUCGUGAUAAUGAGAGUGUAGAUGGAGAUAGUGAUGUGACUCUACAGGAGAUCAGUUUAGACAGUGCCUUGGAACUUGAUUGCGGUCAAAACGAAAGGAUAAAAGCAGCUGGAGACCAACGGAGGGUCCUUGCCCCUGUUUACGUUAAUCCUCCCUCGACUGAAAGUGACGACGAGUUUAAUGACGCGGACACGUGGGCUGCAAUAAAGAAACAGGCAGGUACAAACAUUGAGAAGAUGGAGAAGAAAGUUGAAGUCGACUCCGGCGACGAUGACGAUGAUGAUGCAGAUGACAGUGAUGUGACAAUCAGUGACAUCUUCCCACUGGUAACAUCCACUCCGCCUGUACCUCGAAAGGUGGGCCAGCCUCAAAAUAGCAAAGGAACAGAAGUAAUGGAUGAUGAGGUGCUGGCUGCGUCGACUCCACCAACAUCAGCGCUUGUUACUAAGCUGUUUCCACAGUUGAAGCCAAAGCAGAAAGCUGCUCAGGCUGUCAGCAAACAAGCCACAACUGAUGCUUCUAAGAACCCGUCUGACAAAGGUAACACGGAAGAGCACAUAGACACGGUUCAGAGUAUUGCAGUCAGGGAGAAGCUCAAGGAAUUGGAAACCGAGAUUGAUAAGUUCAGAACUGAAAACGCAGCUCUGGCCAAAAUUAGAAGAGAACGAGAAGAGGGCUUGAAAAAAUUGCAAAAGGAAAUAGCUGCGUUCGAGAAACAGAAGACAGAAGAACUUGAGCGAUUAGAGCAGUUUAGGGAGGAGGAGAUGCGUAAGCUACGCCGUGAAAGACGAGUGUUUGAAAAGUAUCAGAAAGCUGCCCGUUCAAUGCCGGACAAGAAAGAACGCGAAGAGAUCGAGAGUUUACGAGAACAGGUAACGGAGUUGCAAGAAGAACUUAAGCGACGCGAAUCACGCUGGUCAGCGGCUUCUACGCGUUCCCGCCAAAAGAUCGAGGCCUUGGAAGAACAGAACAAAGAACUAGAAGAAGAGGUGAAACUGUUAGAACACUAUCGACUGCAACAGUGGAGAGAGGACGAACAAGCUAAGGCAAAAGAAGAAGAACAGUCAAGACCGAAGAAACCUUUGUUGCGUAAAACUGCCAAGACGAUGGAAGAAGAAAUUCUCUCCGAGAAAAGUUCUGUAGAACUCAAGUCUCUUUCUCACAACACCACAGGGCUCGCAUCCAAACUUCUUGAGCUGAAGUCCAGCAAUCUAAGACCACUAUUUCUUUAG
Messenger RNA from Stylophora pistillata, 3752 nucleotides. RefSeq names its product centrosomal P4.1-associated protein-like. Gene Ontology annotation, cellular component: centrosome; centriole. Gene Ontology annotation, molecular function: tubulin binding. The record is from RefSeq and is a predicted model, not a curated record. NCBI's taxonomy places the organism in Eukaryota, Metazoa, Cnidaria, Anthozoa, Scleractinia, Pocilloporidae. Gene Ontology annotation, biological process: cilium assembly; centriole elongation.